AUGAAUGUUCUUUAUCCCAGUGAAAAAAUGAAUCAAUGGCGACCGGGACAUUCUUCCACAACACGUGAUGUUAUUCAAGAUUUAAUUGUAGCGUUAAAACCGUACAAUAUUCGAUUAAUGCUCUAUAUUCACGUGACAGAUGGUCAUGAUUUUACAGAAGAAGAACAAAUGGCAACAGGAUGGAAUGAUCCGACAGAUAACUAUGCGAAAUGGAAUAAUUUUGUCAAUGAUAUGGUAACGGAAAUUGGUAACAGAUACGGAAAGGGGAUUGAUGGCUAUUGGUUAGAUAUGACAACCGAAGAUUAUUUUCAGGAUAUGAUUGAUAAACAAAGACUACGCCAGAGUCUUUUGGCUGGAAAUCUUGAUCGUGUGGUUGUCGGUAACGGUGGUGGAGGUGAUACGCCCGCGUCUGUUGCAGGCGGUGCGACUGAUUAUGAGGCUCGAGAGUAUUAUCCAUCGCUAGAUUUUAAUACAUGGACAUCAACUGAGAACCAGACAGCAACCGUUAUAGCGACAGACGGAAAUUGGUGGGUUACAACUGCAGUAGGAAAGAGUGAUUUAAAAUAUUCACCAGAAGAUAUGUUUCGAUUUACAAUAUUGGAAGCGGGUACAAAUCAAAAUGGAGGUGGUAUGAAUUGGGCUGUUGGCUGUUAUGUAGGCAGUAGUACACUAUGGGAAGAUGGAAUAAAGAUAGGAUUACAAAGAUUAGGCAACUAUAUUGAAUCUGUUAGUCCGUCGAUUAAAAAUGUUUAUCCAAGCACAUCUUAUAUAACACCGAGUGGUGCAUCGCUCAACACUAUUUCUAGUGGCAUUGUUGCCACGAAAUCCAUUGACGACAUGGUUGAAUAUAUUCAUGUACUAAAUCCACCUUCUGUUGGUAAUAUAUUAAUAUUAUCUGCUCCAAAAGAUUCCAAAGUAUUCCGCAAAGCUUUAUUAUUGAAAAAUGGGCAUGUUGUAUCUAUCAAACAAACUAAAAACAGUUUAGUACUUACGCUAGACAAAUCUGAUGCAUGGGAUAUUCUCGACACUGUUAUAAAAUUAGAAAUAUAA
Molecule: messenger RNA, 1050 nt
Organism: Didymodactylos carnosus
Lineage: Eukaryota; Metazoa; Rotifera; Eurotatoria; Philodinida; Philodinidae
Source: the annotation of a GenBank genome assembly